Aspergillus fijiensis CBS 313.89 is the source of this 1200-nucleotide messenger RNA. Its product is annotated as methionyl-tRNA formyltransferase. The record is from RefSeq and is a predicted model, not a curated record. The transcript has 4 exons. Bases 1 to 1200 code for a protein of 399 amino acids. Gene Ontology annotation, molecular function: methionyl-tRNA formyltransferase activity. Gene Ontology annotation, cellular component: mitochondrion. Lineage: Eukaryota; Fungi; Ascomycota; Eurotiomycetes; Eurotiales; Aspergillaceae. Gene Ontology annotation, biological process: conversion of methionyl-tRNA to N-formyl-methionyl-tRNA; biosynthetic process.
AUGCUGCUUUUCCGGGGCCCAGGGAUCCUCUGCGGAUUCAGACCCACCCUCUAUGCUUUACCUUCUGCGAAUCGAUACUUGGCGACCAAAGCCUACGACCCUCUCCGCAUACUCUUCUGCGGCUCCGAUGAAUUCAGUAUUGCUUCCUUGAAAGCGCUCCAUGCAGAACAUCUCUCUCGACCGGACCGGAUCGCGUCCAUUGAUGUCGUUUGUAGACCCGGUAAAAGGGUCGGGCGAGGAUUGAAGAAGAUACAGGAAGUCCCUAUCAAAGCAGCCGCAACAGACUUAUCGCUUCCUAUCCAUGAAAUUGACACUUUCCGGGGCUGGACGCCUCCUGUCCUGCCGGAAGGGCCCAUCAAUUUGAUCGUCGCUGUCUCGUUCGGGCUAUUUGUGCCUCCCCGAAUUAUCAAUGGUGCUAAAUAUGGGGGUCUCAAUGUGCACCCCUCUUUACUCCCCGACUUCCGCGGUCCCGCACCGCUACACCACACACUCCUGAACAAUAAAACCAGAACUGGCGUCACAUUGCAAACUCUACAUCUGAAGCACUUCGACCACGGUACUAUUCUAGCGCAGACGCCGCUCCCAGGAUUUGACAUACCGAACCCAGAUUCCUGCACGGUCCAGGAACUGCUAGAUGUAGUUGCCCCCAAGGGCGCGGAAAUUCUCGUUGAAGGCAUCCAAAAGGGACUUUUCGUCCCCCCUUUGCAAGAUGUAGGCUGGCGCCCGUCAGCGGACGAUGGUACUUUGAUUCAUGCUGCAAAGAUCAUGCCAGAAGACCGACAUAUCGACUGGACCAAGUGGACCUUGCAUGAUAUCCAGAGAAGACAUCAUGUGCUGGGUCCGCUUUGGAGCAAAUCCCUAGUUGCCAGCGGCACAUAUGGUGGGAAGCCCAACUUCCAACAUCUUCGCGUCAUAUUCUCUGAGUUUGAAGAAGUAGCUUUACUAAAAGGCUGCGAUCAAUUCUCGGUCGUACCCGGCCUACCGUUCAUAGACGGCGCCCUUCCAAUCAAAUUGGAUGAAGGAAACGGCGUUUAUGUGUUCACUCGGGACCACAAGCUCGUCAGGAUUAAUCAAAUGAAGGUCGAAGGUGGGUUGACUACAGACGCUCUCCGAGCCGCUCGCAAGGCUCGUAUGAUUGGCGAACGAACGUUCUACUCGGGCGACAUCGGAUAUACACCAUUCUACAAUCCUCUACAUUGA